CACCGAGCAAUUAACGCAAGUUUGCUAUUCAUUUAUCUGAAGCACUCUUCACCCAGCUACAGAUAAGGAUUGGGACAUUUGGGUCAUUUUAUCUGCCAACUAGGUGCCAGACAGAAGCACAGAAAGGAAGUGCACAAGUGUAACCGGCAGUUCAGCAUCACCACGAUUAGAAAACUGCAUAGAAUUGAGUAGCAAAGCCGUGAUAAACCAGGUUGUCGGAAGGUAUAUCUUCAGGAGGUAUUAGAGACUUCAAACACAUUCGACAGUCAGAAGCGGCCAUGUACGGAUCGGUGUGGGUGGCUUUAGCCGCCCUGUCUGCUCUAGUAGCGGUACGAGCAGAUUCUUGUCAGAACCUGUCUCCGUACUGCGGUGCUAGCCCAGGCUGGCCGUACAAGAGUCUGUGUGACGAGCACGCUUCUGUACGGGACAACUGUCACGAGUGGUGUGGCGUCUGCACUUGCUCGGGAGAGCCGUGUGAUCAUGGCGGCACCAGAGGAGGGAACCCCGCAAACUACGGAGAGCACACCUGUGACUGUAACUGUGUAGGGGACUGGACAGGACCUACAUGUGAAGUGUGCGGCCUACAGUGCGCGAACGGCGGUGUCCUUGAUCCCGUCUCCUGCAGCUGUGAGUGUCCACCUGGAUAUGACGGAAGAAUCUGCACAGAUUCGUGCAAAAACGUGCAGCCGCACUGUGGCGCUUCUCCUGGUUGGCCCACGCUGGACAUGUGUGCCUACGAUUACGUCAUCGACGGGUGUAGGCAGUGGUGUGGCGAGUGCGAUUGUGCCGGGCCGCCAUGUGCAAACGGUGGAAGUCGAGGAGGCGUCCCCUCCAACUAUGGAGAGAACACGUGCAACUGCAACUGUGUGGAACCGUGGACUGGACCAACGUGUGAAGUUUGUACCAUGGACUGUAAGAACGGAGGUGUACUAGACAGUGCCGCGUGUUCCUGUACCUGUGGACCCGGAUGGGACGGACCUACCUGCGAAGAGGAGUGCGGGGAUCAUCACGCGUACUGUGGAGCCAGCCCGGGGUGGCCCAAUGCGGACAGCUGUACCAUCGGCUACGUCAGAGACUACUGUCGGGCAAUGUGUGGCAUGUGCGAGAAAGAACUCUGCACUUUACAAUGUCUACAUGGUGGAACCGUCGACAUGGAUGAGUGCAGCUGCGCAUGCGCGGGAGGUUGGACUGGUCCAACGUGUAAUGAAUGCCCAUUGGUGUGUGAGAACGGGGGAACACUGAACCAGGAAACAUGCAGCUGUCAAUGUGCUCCUGGCUUUGACGGAACUACCUGCUCUGACUCUUGUCAAAACCAGUCACCCCUGUGCGGAGAAAGUCCCGGAUGGCCGACUCUUGACCUUUGCUCUGACAGUGGAGUCCAGAGCAACUGUCACCAGUGGUGUGGACAAUGCUCAUGCACAUCUGUACCCUGUGCUAACGGUGGUAACAGGGGUGGGGUUCCUUCUAACUAUGGAGAACACACCUGUGACUGUAACUGUGUCGGCUAUUGGUCAGGACCAACUUGCGAAGAAUGCACCCUUGAUUGUAAGAACGGUGGAGUUCUUGAUGCCACGUCCUGUAGCUGCACAUGCGCAGAUGGGUGGGAUGGAGAAACUUGUGAAGACCCUUGCGAGAACCAGUCGCCCCUGUGCGGAGAAAGUCCCGGAUGGCCGACCCUUGACCUCUGCUCCAAUAGCGGAGUACAUGACAACUGUCACCAGUGGUGUAGACAAUGCUCCUGUACGUCUGUACCAUGUGCUAACGGAGGCUCUAGAGGCGGGGUUCCUUCAAACUAUGGAGAACACACCUGUGACUGUAACUGUGUCGGCAAGUGGGGAGGGCCAACAUGCGAAGAGUGCACUCUAGAUUGUAAGAAUGGCGGAGUUCUUGACGCCACAUCCUGUAGCUGCACAUGCGCAGAUGGGUGGGAUGGAGAGACUUGUGAAGAACCGUGCCAAAAUAUAUCGCCCCUUUGUGGAGAAAGUCCCGGAUGGCCGACCCUUGACCUUUGUUCCAAUGGCGGAGUCCUGGCCAACUGUCAUCAGUGGUGUGGACAAUGCACCUGUACCUCAGUACCCUGUGCUAACGGUGGUACUAGAGCCGGGGUUCCUUCUAACUAUGGAGAACACACCUGUGACUGUAACUGUGUCGGCUAUUGGUCAGGACCAACUUGCGAAGAAUGUGCUCUUGACUGUAAGAACGGAGGAGUUCUUGACUCCACGUCUUGCACCUGCAGUUGUGCUGCCGGAUGGGAUGGAGAAACUUGUGAAGAUGAGUGUGCUGAUACGCACGAGUAUUGUGGUAAGAGUCCGGGCUGGCCUAACGAAGACUCCUGUAUCCACGACUACGUUAGUCAAAACUGCCGCGCCAUGUGUGGAUUGUGCGCCAAGGAAGAUCAAACAACGACUCCCUUGACAACCACCCAACAACCGACGACCGUUGCGACUACCACCGAACCAACAACUGUUACAAGCACCACCCAGCCAACAACCACCACUGAACCAACAACCGUAGCCACAACGACAACUACCACCCCCAAGCCGCAAACAGUGACCUCUACGACAAAUGGAGUUGGGGAUGUUUUUGUAGACCCGUGCCAAAACCUGUCCCCUCACUGCGGCGCCAGUCCGGGAUGGCCCACGCUGGACAUGUGUGACCAGUACCCGUACGUCCGCGACAACUGUCCGCAGUGGUGCGGCGACUGUCAAUGUUCUGGCCAGGCCUGUUUACAUGGCGGAACCCGUGGUGGAAACCCAGCCAACCAUGGAGAGAAUACAUGUGACUGUAACUGUGUCGGCGACUGGACUGGACCCUUGUGUGAAGUGUGCAGCCUUAUCUGUGUGAAUGGCGCCACGCUGGAUGAAGCUUCCUGUACCUGUCUCUGUGAUGUCGGAUGGGACGGUCCAAACUGCGCAGAUAAAUGUGAGGACCAUCAUGCAUACUGCGGGGUGAGUCCAGGAUGGCCGACUGUGGACUCCUGCGCCACCGACUAUGUCAGGGAAUACUGCCCCGCAUUCUGUGGGACAUGUCAGAAGCCUGAACUUUGCUUCAAAAACUGUGCAAACGGUGGCACCUUUGAUGACGAAACGUGCUCGUGUGCGUGUGCGCGUGGCUGGGACGGAGAGACCUGCGAAGACGUCUGUCAGGACAGCCAUGAGAACUGUGGAGCGAACCCGGGAUGGCCGACUCCUGACCUGUGCGCGGAGGACUACGUCCAUGAGCUGUGUCAUGCGUUCUGUGGGGUCUGUGAGCCUAUGCGGUGCCAACCCGGGAUGGCCAGACGUUUCGGCUUGUAAGGAGCUGUACGUCCAGGACAACUGUCAUCAUUUCUGUGGACUCUGCAGAAAGGUUGGUGACACUUGGGGUCUGGAUACUACUGAAGCGGCCACCACAACCCCGCAGCCCACUACAACGACUACUACAACUCCUGCGCCAACGACUACUACAACCACCACUCCCGAACCCACCACGACUACAACCACCACCCCUCAACCCACUACAACCACGACCACCACCCCUGAGCCUGCUACAACGACUACAACCACUCCUGUGCCUCCAGCACCUGGUGCCUGCUAUCACAUGGGGUUCUUCUUUGAAGACGGAAGCCGCUGGGACGUGUUUGAGGGAGCCUACCGUGUGGAGUACUACUGUACCAACGGGCAGAUAACAUCCACCAACAGGGUGCCGAUAGCACCGGUCAUGUCAACGUCCUGUACAUACAUGGGACAGGACUACUACGACGGAGCAUCAUGGGACCUCAACUUCGACGGCAUCACGAUAUCGUGCCAGUGUGACGAAGGAGCGGUCACCUGUCUCCCUGUCUCAAACCGUAACCGUCCUUGA
Messenger RNA from Branchiostoma floridae (Florida lancelet), 3843 nucleotides. Its product is annotated as multiple epidermal growth factor-like domains protein 6. The record is from RefSeq and is a predicted model, not a curated record. Lineage: Eukaryota; Metazoa; Chordata; Leptocardii; Amphioxiformes; Branchiostomatidae.